Molecule: messenger RNA, 1238 nt
Organism: Eurypyga helias (sunbittern)
Lineage: Eukaryota; Metazoa; Chordata; Aves; Eurypygiformes; Eurypygidae
Exons: 1
Coding region: 603-1238 (211 amino acids)
Source: RefSeq, a predicted model, not a curated record
UGCUGCUACUGUCACUUCUGCCGCUGUUAUUACAGAUUUUGCUUUUGCUCCUUCUACUGCAUGACAAUUCUUUUCCUCGUCUAAGCAGAUACCAGCCUCAGAUGCUCAAGGUGAGAAUCUUGCCUUUCGCUCUGGGCUAUUGGUUCACUUAAUCCAUCAGUUUUUCAGUGUUUGUGGCUUGCUUUCUCUCCAUCACCCUCUUUCCUCCUGUUUUGUUUUGUUGUGCUUGCUUUUGGGGGGAUGUUUCUUCCCUCCUGCGGAAGAACUGGAAUUGCUUGAGAGGCGUUUAAGGAAUUAUAAAAGUGGCCAGCAAACUGGAGCUCAGUAAUUGUGAAGCUGCUCUGUUUCUGAGAGGCAGAGAGAGCGACAGAGGGCUCAGGGCAGGGGGGGAAGAGGGGGAGUCUCAUUCUUCCUGCACGUUACUCCUCUCCCAGUUUGGAUGAUGUUGCUGAGCUCAGACCUUCUGUUGACUCCGACUCUGUGAUUUUUGCAUACCCCUGUGACUUUUACUACCAUCUCUUUUUGUCUGUGUCUCACAGUAAUGGACUGUGAUAGAGUUAAGGUCUUUUGGAGGUGAGCUGUUUGAGAGCUGAUGCUUAAACAUGUCUGAAGUAGCUGCUGACACUUUCCCAAGCUCCUCAGCUCAGCUGAGCCCUGACGCGUCCCUCGAUGGGCUCCCAGUUGAGGACAACAUGCCGGGGACCCAAAGAGAGGACAGGAGGGUCCAGGGGAUAGCAGGCCUUGCUGCAACCUGCUGUGUGUGUCUGGAGGCAGAGCGACUGAAGGGCUGCCUCAACUCUGAAAAGAUCUGCAUCGCCCCUAUCCUGGCUUGCCUGCUCAGCCUUUGCCUCUGCAUUGCUGGCCUCAAGUGGGUCUUUGUGGACAAGAUUUUUGAGUAUGACUCUCCUACCCACCUUGACCCUGGGAGGAUAGGACAAGACCCAAAGACCGCUGUGGAUCCUACAGCUCUCUCUGCCUGGGUGCCUUCGGAGGUAUAUGCCUCACCUUUCCCUGUACCUAGCACCAAGGGCAAGGCUGAAGUGACAGUGCAAACGGACAGCUCACUCGUGCCCUCCAAACCAUUCCUCCAGCCUUCUCUGUAUAACCGCAUCCUAGAUGUUGGGUUCUUGUCUUCUGCCGCACCUUCGCUGUCACCACCCGCCCUGGAGCCUACCACAGCAUCUCAGGCACAAGCGACAGAAACCAAUCUCCAAACUGCUCCAAAACUUUGUAAGUAG